Messenger RNA from Rhopilema esculentum, 1392 nucleotides. Lineage: Eukaryota; Metazoa; Cnidaria; Scyphozoa; Rhizostomeae; Rhizostomatidae. The record is from RefSeq and is a predicted model, not a curated record.
CUUGCCAUUGCCUCGACCAUAUAAAGGAAGUAACGCAAGCGGUUGGAAGAGCAGAAAUCACUAUGAAGAAUCAUAACAUAAUUCGAGUGUUAUUGCUGAUAACAACCGUUCUUCUUGCUGGCUCUGCGGACCUUAACGAUUCUAAGGAACGAAAAGUUGGCGUGGAAGACGAUUCUCCCAAACAAAAAACACUCGAAGUGUCAGGCUCUGCGAACCUUAAAGGUUCUAAGGGAGGAGAAUCUUCUUCAAAACUCAUAACAAUUAAAACGUUAGAUCCAGCGACGAGCAUCGAUGAUCUGUUGAAACAACAAAUAGAUUCAACUUCCGAGGGCUCAAGAGGAAAGACUUUGUAUUAUGGUGCUCACAGUUGGAAACGUGCAGGGAAACGUAGGAGAAGGAGAAGGAGCAAAAGAUGGGGAAAGAAGUAACCAUAAAUGUUGGUGCUGGAUGAUACAUCAUGCUUGGGAAAUUAUUUGCAGUUUAUUUUUGGUUUUUUUCCUAUAUCAGCUUUAAGACAGAAUAAGAAAAUAAACUUAUGCUUAUCGUAUUAAAAGCAUUUUUUUAAACGCCGAUGACACUUCUCGUUGACCCCGUUUACAUGAGAUCGAACCAGGCCGAGUACGGAUCACCGCUCCGUUUUUAUACGGGAACGCUCGGGAUCGAUCAGCUAUUCAUACUAAUUUGGGUUCGCAUUAGAGAGUGUUCUAGAUGGGGAUCGACCCCGGCUCGUGUAAACGCCCGAAAUAGGUGGGAUCGAUCACAAAUUGGCACGGGUAGAAAACGAGGCUCAUGAAUUCUCCAGUUCGAGGUGCUUUGAGCACGGCGCUUUGACAUUUGGUCAGAUGUUGCACGCCCUCUUUGCCAAGAAGAUACAAAAUACAAAACUAGACGUGUUCUGUUUUAGGUUAUGGAUAAAUUUAGCGAACAGGCUCCAACUUAUAAUUCUUUUACUCCAGUGUGAUUUUUAUUCUUGAGUAAGACCCUUUUUAUUCAUCGCUCUAAAUAAACAUUUUGUUGCUCCCUUCAAAUUCGAAGCCAUUUUCUUCUCAGCCUUCCUAUAAUUUUGGUGGUGUUUCCUUUGUAUUUUUGAUUGUAUAAGCAAUACGCAUGAGCAUUCCUUUCAAAAGGGCCUAGAAAGCAGUGCGGUCCGAUCUGGGACCAAUCCCGUGUAAACGAAAUAUAUCGAUCGAUCCCAAACGAGAUCGAUACCAAACUGGAUCGGUUCCAUUUUCCCGUGUAAACAGGGUCUUAAUAAUGAAAUUUUGAUGAUAAUGAUAAUGAAAAGUGAGACUCGAUGCCGUUUCGUUUCUGAUAUUUGUAUUCGAAAGCUAUCGAUUCUAACUUGUUUUAUUAAUUUUACAAUCAUUUAGUAUUUCAGUUCUUAGAACUGAC